Molecule: messenger RNA, 1674 nt
Organism: Funneliformis mosseae
Lineage: Eukaryota; Fungi; Glomeromycota; Glomeromycetes; Glomerales; Glomeraceae
Source: the annotation of a GenBank genome assembly
AUGUGUGGUAUUUUUGCGGUUUUCAAUUAUCCAGAUGAUGUUCAUGCUUUCCGUCGACGAGCUUUAUUACUUUCUAAAAGAUUGAGACACAGAGGUCCUGAUUGGAGUGGGUGUAAAAUUUCGGGAAAUAACAUUCUAUGUCACGAACGUUUAGCUAUUGUUGGUGUUGAUUCUGGUGCUCAACCUCUUACCAAUGAAGAUGAAACAAUCAUUCUUGCUGUAAAUGGUGAAAUCUAUAAUCACAAAACCUUAAGGAAACAACUUAGACCUGACACGCAUUUCAAAACUCAAUCAGAUUGUGAAAUCAUCCUUCAUUUGUAUUCUGAAAUAGGAAAAGAUGUUGUAAAUCAUCUCGAUGGUAUGUUUUCGUUUGUCCUCUUGGACACGAAUAGAAAUCGUUUCAUUGCUGCACGUGACCCAAUUGGUAUUACUUCCCUUUACCAAGGUUGGUCAUCAUCGUCACCGGAUACAGUCUAUUUUUCCUCGGAAUUAAAGGCACUUAAUGAAGAAUGUGAUAAAAUCAUCUUGUUUCCACCUGGUCAUAUUUAUGACAGCUUAACUGGCGAGACAACAAGAUAUUAUAAACCAUCAUGGUGGGAUGGAGAAGUAAUACCAAAAAACCCUAUUAAUUAUACUUACUUAAGAGAAUCUUUGGAAAAUGCUGUUCGCAAAAGAUUAAUGAGUGAUGUACCAUAUGGUGUUUUAUUAAGUGGAGGAUUGGAUUCCAGUUUAAUAGCUUCUAUUGCAACAAGGGAAGCUGCAAAAUUAGCUGCUACCCAAAAUGGAUUUGAAGAUGAUCGAGGAGUUACCACUUGGCAAAAGCUUCAUUCUUUUUCUAUUGGUCUUCCAGGGUCGCCUGACUUAAUAGCUGCACGUUCUGUAGCAGAAUUUUUAGAUACUAUACAUCAUGAAUUUACCUUUACGCUUCAAGAAGGUCUCGAUGCAGUUCAUGAUGUUAUUCAUCAUUUGGAAACAUAUGAUGUAACAACAAUUAGGGCAAGUACCCCAAUGUACUUACUAUCGAGAAAGAUUAAGGCCAUGGGAGUUAAGAUGGUUUUAAGUGGUGAAGGAAGUGAUGAAAUUCUAGGAGGUUAUUUAUACUUUCAUGCUGCGCCAUCUGCUGCAGAUUUCCACAAAGAAACAGUUUCUCGUGUUAAAAAGCUUCAUACUGCUGAUUGUUUGCGUGCUAACAAGUCCACAAUGGCUUGGGGUCUAGAAGCUCGUGUACCAUUCUUAGAUAAAACAUUCCUUGAUGUGGCUAUGUCCAUUGAUCCUGAAGAAAAAUUAUUUAAAGAAGGGAGAAUGGAGAAGUACAUUCUCAGGAAAGCUUUUGAUGUGUCAACAACUGGAGAUGUGCGUCCUUAUCUUCCAGAGUCAGUUCUUUGGCGUCAAAAAGAACAAUUCUCUGAUGGUGUAGGAUAUAGUUGGAUUGACACUCUCAAAGAGACUGCUGAACAGCACGUCACUGAUGAACAAUUGGCUAACGCUGCUAACGUUUGGGCAAAAGAUACGCCAACUUCCAAAGAAGCAUAUUGGUAUAGAGAACAAUUCGAAAGUUGGUUCCCUGAAGAAGCAUGUACUGAUAGUGUUGAAAGAUGGAUUCCAAGAGCAGAUUGGGGUUGCCCCGAAGAUCCUUCAGGACGUGCUCAAGCUGUACAUAAUGCCGCAAUUUAA